Molecule: messenger RNA, 1041 nt
Organism: Enterobius vermicularis (human pinworm)
Lineage: Eukaryota; Metazoa; Nematoda; Chromadorea; Rhabditida; Oxyuridae
Source: the annotation of a GenBank genome assembly
AUGGAAUCUGGAACAAUGAAUCAUUGUCAACCGUACUGGGAAGCAUAUCCGGAUCCAACGAUGAAUCCAAUAACCAUAUCCAUCUUUACAACACUAUAUUCAUUAAUUUUUGUCUUUAGUCUUGUCGGUAAUUUGAUCGUAAUGAUUGUUACGCUCAAAAAUCGUGUUUUACAGUCUGUGCAGAAUAUAUUCUUACUAAAUUUGGCAGCCAGCGAUAUAAUGAUGUGUUUGCUGAGUAUACCACUAACACCAAUAACACUGAUAAUGAAAGAAUGGUAUUUUGGUGGUUUUGCCUGUAAAUUAGUCAGUUUUAUACAGGCAUUAAGUAGCUUUAUAUCAACGUUUAAUAGGCCAUUAAGACAAAAACAGGCUGUAUUGAUGGUGAUAACUAUAUGGAUUUUAUCAGCAGCAGUAUCAACUCCAUAUGUUUAUUAUAUCACCUUAAAAAGUUAUCCAAACAUUUGUGGAUAUUUUUGUACAGAAACCUGGCCAAGUGAACAGUCUAAACGUACUUAUACAUUUUUGGUAUUAAUUAUUCAAUUUGCAAUACCGCUUACCGUAUUGGCACUCUGUUAUCACUCGAUUUUUUCUUUUCUGGCUCAAAGAGCUCGUUGCCGUAUUAUUUCAAUUACCAAACAGACAGAUUUUCUUAGUCUAUUGGCUUCUGCCUCUCGACCAACUGAUAACCAACAUCAGGAACAGCUUACGUACCUCAGUAGACAGAAGAAACAGCUUUGGCGCCAUAAGAAACGGGCAACAAUAUUGUUGGCAGUUACAGUUACUAUCUUUGGACUAACGGCAUUACCAAAUAAUAUAUCAUCGCUAAUAUAUGAUUAUGAUACCGAUGCAUCACUACUAACUGUCAAUGGAUACGAUUUUUUUUACCUUAUUAAUUUAUUCACGCAUUGCAUGAUGACGGCUUGUUGUGUGGCUAAUCCAAUACUGUAUGCUUUCCUAAAUCCAGAAUUUCGUAAAUCACUGAUGCGACGGCGACUGUAUGCAAAGCACACCUUGCAAGCAGCUCGAUCUUUUCCUACAUGA